Argiope bruennichi is the source of this 3869-nucleotide messenger RNA. RefSeq names its product organic cation transporter protein-like. Lineage: Eukaryota; Metazoa; Arthropoda; Arachnida; Araneae; Araneidae. The coding region runs from base 242 to 2200 and encodes 652 amino acids. The record is from RefSeq and is a predicted model, not a curated record. The transcript is spliced from 12 exons. Gene Ontology annotation, molecular function: transmembrane transporter activity. Gene Ontology annotation, cellular component: membrane. Gene Ontology annotation, biological process: transmembrane transport.
UUAAUUAUAACGUGGUGAGCUGUCACUUUUAAUCGUAACCUCUUAAAUUCGGCGGAAAAGAAAUGAUGAGAAGAUUAAUGAGCAAUUAAGCCGUUUGCUCUUUAGAUUCAGAGUUGUGAGAAUCAAAAAGAAUCUUUUUUUAACGAGAUGAAAGGGAAAAACAGAAGUAGAAUCAGCUGAGGUAUCAAAGGAAAAGAGUUGCUUGAAGCAUCUAUAAAAUUGUUGCUCUUUCAAUUGCACGAUGACGGCCGACAUCGAAAAGGAGACGCCCCAGCCGUCAAAAGAUGAUGCGCCCGAAAAGAAACUGGAUGUUUUCGAUAUUGUGGGGGGAGACGGUUUAUGGCAGAGAUGCAUCUUUCUCCUGGUGCUCUUUUUCUCCAUCCCUGCUGGAACGCACAACUUGGUCAUGUCCUUUUUCGCACCUAACCUGGACUACUGGUGCGCGAGACCUGAAGGGUCCAACUGGACACUGGAUGAAUGGAGGAGUAUAGGUUUGCCAGAGGAUGACAAACAAUGUUCUAGGUACAAAUUUGUUAACGCCUCGUAUCCGAUCGACGAAAACAGUACAGUGUUUAGAAGUGACGAAGUCAUUUCUUGUGAUGCUUGGGAAUAUGACACAUCAUUGUAUAAAUCAACUGUUCUUAGUCAGUGGGAUCUGGUUUGUAGUAGAGAAUGGCUGGUGUCACUGUCCAAGUCUGUUUUUAUGGCUGGGACAUUCGUCGCCAGUUUGCUUUUUGGACAAUUAGCUGAUUCGUUGGGCAGAAAACCCACAAUUAUUGCUUGCUGUGCCAUCACAUUGUUUUCCGCCGUGAUCUGUGCCUUCUCCACAUCAUUUAUCAUGUUCAUCGUCACCAGAUUCUUCGUUUCGUUCGGCAUUUCUGGAGUGUAUAACGUCUCGUUUGUUUUACUGAUGGAACUUCUUGGACCCAGCGAGCGAUCCAUUUACGGAGUGGCCAUUAACUUCGGUUGGUGCAUCGGUUUUGUGUCCCUCCCAGGGAUUGCCUGGCUCCUGCGAGACUGGUUCUGGAUUCAAGUCGCUCUGACUGCCCCUUGCGUCAUCCUCCUCACCUCUUGGUGGAUUCUUCCGGAAUCCCCUCGUUGGCUGAUGUCCAAAGGAAGAGUAGAUGAAGCCCUGAAAGUGUUGAACAAAGCUGCAAAAACGAAUGGCAGAAAGCUCUGCGACAUCGACACCAAGCUGAAGAAGAUGAUGGUGAAAGCAACGGAGAUGCACGAAUCGGGUGAAGCCAGCGGGAAUUACCUGGAUCUUCUGCGAACUAAUGGCUUGUGGCAAAUGACACUCAACAUAUACUUCUUGUGGUUUGUCAAUUCCAUUGUCUAUUACGGGCUGUCAUAUAAUACCAACGAGCUGGCGGGCGACGCCUUCGUGAAUUUCGCAAUCUGCGGCGCUGUAGAAUUUCCAGCCUAUUUUCUCACCAUCCCCGCCAUUCGUUCGUAUGGAAGGAAGAACCCUCUGGCCGGUGCUAUGAUCAUUGGUGGAAUAGCUUGCCUUCUCAUGUAUCCACUACCUGCCGAUCCUUGGUGGUUGAGUGUGACAGUAUCUAUGAUUGGAAAAUUCUGUAUCACUUGUUCUUUCGCCAUCGCCUUUGUAUUCACAGCAGAAAUCUUCCCAACAGUGGUGAGGAACAUUGGUCUCGGAUCAGCUUCAGUCUUUGCUCGAAUUGGAUCUAUCCUGGCACCAUUUGCCAGGGAAUUAGGAAAUGCAACUCAUCCUGUGGUACCUCAAGUGGUCUUUGGAGUCCUCGCUUUUACUUCCGGAUUGUUGGUAUUCUUUCUCCCAGAAACAAGUAACGUUAGCGUGCCAGAAACGCUCGCCGAAGCAGCUGCCAGGGGGAGAUCUAAGAAAAAGACCAAAGAAAACGGUCAUCAUGUGACUGUCAAGCUGUCCAACAUGAACGAUGAUAAGGAUGUGAUACAGGACGAUGAACUGACCGUAAUAUCCCCCUCACCGAAGCCACUAGCCAAUGGUAAGAAGCUGGAGAAUGUCCCUGAAGAAGAUGGCCACAACGAAAUAACUAAAAAUAACCCUUCCCCCGAAGAGAAAACGGAACAGCCCAGUCCCGACGAAAGCCAAGAAUUGAUCCCAAAUGGAAAUUCAGAAGUUACUGUACAAAUCGAGAACGCCGAUUCAUCGACUGGCGCUCCUGAUGCGGAGGAACCUGACGAGAAGACAAAUCUUUGAUUCUUUCUUAGGUUGGAAAAAAUCUGCAUACUUUAAGGAAUUGUUUUUUGUUCCACCCCUCAUUAUUACAUACAUUUGGAUGAAUAUUUUUGAUACGAUUUUUAUUGUCGUUUUUUACAUGAACCGGUGAAGAUUAGUGACUUCUUGUAAAUACUGAUGCUAUUCCCAUAUUUUGAAGGAAGUGGUAUGCAUCACUUUGGUUUGAGGCCAUUGUCAGCCGAACUUUUGCUCACUGUUGGUUAUAUAUAUAUAUAUUAAAUGUGUUAGUGUUGUUUCAUAUCUCAUCUUAUUCGUUUUAUUACCAGUAUGCUACUUAUUGAAAAAAUGUCUUAUAUGUUCUAGCCAUUUGUGAGAUUAUUUUCUUAAUAUACUGGAAUUUGUGGUGAAAUUCUUUAUAUAUGUUACCGUUAAAGUAUAUAAUGCAGUUAUUUCAUAGAAUACCUAGUUAUUCCAUGAAAUAACUGAUCGUGUCCUUUAAAGUGUGUAAUAUGUUAUUAAUUUGACACUUUAACUAGUUAUUCUAUGAAAUAACUAGGUAUUCUAUGAAAUAACUAGGUAUUCUAUGAAAUAACUUGUUAUUCUAUGAAAUAACUUGUUAUUCUAUGAAAUAACUUGUUAUUCUAUGAAAUAACUAGGUAUUCUAUGAAAUAACUAAUGAGAGACAGUUAAAGUGUAAAAUAAACAAUUUAUCUAAAAUGAAAUUAAACUAAUGAUAGACAAUUAAAACGAAAAAGAAGCAAUUUAUCUAAUUUAUGCAGCGUAUAAAUGGUAUUUAUGGAAACGUACCCUAAAAUCAUUUGUUACAACAAGGAUUACUAAAAUGACACUUGGAAUUACAAAGAACAUUAUUUCUAAAACAAAAACAUUUUUUUUAUUUCUAAAACAAACAAACGAAAACAUUAAUGCAGUAGGGGUGGAAGGUAAAUAUAUUUGUCGUGCGAGAUAUAUGAUAUAGAUUAUUUUACACUUUAACGGGCUUCAGAUCGUUAUUCUAUGAAAUAACUAGUUAAACCAUGAAAUACAAGAGAGUUUUACACUUUAAUGGACACGAUCAGUUAUUUCAUGGAAUAACUAGGUAUUCUAUAAAAUAACGGAUUUCAUACUUUAACGGUAACAUAUAUAUAAUAUAUACAUAUUUACGACACGCGAAUAUGUUUUAAUUUCGCAGAAGAUUAUUGCUAUUUUCUAUGCUAGUAACAUUGUAUUGAUAUGAACUGUUUAACUCGCCUAUUGAAAUGGUAUACAAGCAAUGAAAAAUUGUAACUUGUUAUUAAAAUGUAACAAUUAAAUUUAGAUAAAAAUACAAAAAGUCAAUAAUUUUUAAGAUAUUUUCAUAUUGCUAUAUAAGCAUAUAUAUAUAUAUUUCUUUGAAAUCUUUUUACUAACGUCAUUUUUGAUAAAUUUUAACCAAUUACUUUUUAUGCAAGUAUUGCUUUCUACUUAACUUAUUGGACACGGCAAAUGGAUGCUAUAUUUGUAUAUACUACCAGAUCAUAAAAUUUCAUCUCAGAAAAAUUUUGUAUCUAUAAAUCUCUAUAUUUUGUAAAAAUAAAUAAAAUCUGAAAUUUGAACGAUUAUUUUUAUGUAUGAUGUGUAUUUUUUUAAACUAAAUAUUUAUCAGGUGCUUAGUAACAACCGAGUGAUAAAUUCCAGAUGUUAUUUUAUCUUU